Messenger RNA from Electrophorus electricus (electric eel), 3144 nucleotides. It is a transcript of the gene stat3, whose product is annotated as signal transducer and activator of transcription 3 (acute-phase response factor). Gene Ontology annotation, molecular function: DNA binding; DNA-binding transcription factor activity. Gene Ontology annotation, biological process: signal transduction; regulation of DNA-templated transcription. Lineage: Eukaryota; Metazoa; Chordata; Actinopteri; Gymnotiformes; Gymnotidae. The record is from RefSeq and is a predicted model, not a curated record.
GUCUCGCGCCGCCCUGCUCAGAUAGACGGCUGUAUCUCGUGCUGUUGGCUGUGGCGCUGAAGUUCUGCUCGCGGGCUCGCGGAACCGUACCGUAGUAAGUGUAGUGAGGUCCUAAGUGCGCGUGGGCUCGUGUGCUGUGUAGCUCGUCUCUCUGAACCGCGCGACGCGUCCGGCGAGGGUCAGAAUGGCCCAGUGGAACCAGUUACAACAGCUGGAGACACGCUACGUGGAGCAGCUGUACCACCUGUACAGUGACAGCUUCCCCAUGGAGCUCCGCCAGUUUCUGGCACCCUGGAUUGAGAGCCAAGACUGGGCGUACGCAGCUAACAAGGAGUCCCACGCCACGCUGGUAUUCCAUAACCUGCUGGGGGAGAUCGACCAGCAGUACAGCCGCUUCCUGCAGGAGAACAACGUCUUGUACCAGCACAACCUGCGACGCAUCAAACAGCACCUGCAGAGUAAAUACCUGGAGAAACCCAUGGAGAUCGCACGCAUCGUGGCCCGCUGUUUGUGGGAGGAACAGAGACUGCUGCAGACAGCCACUACUGCACAGCAGGACGGCCAAGCCGCCCACCCCAGUGGAACUGUAGUGACCGAGAAACAACAGAUCCUGGAACACAACCUACAGGACAUCAGGAAGAGAGUGCAGGACAUGGAGCAGAAGAUGAAGAUGCUGGAGAACCUGCAAGACGACUUUGACUUCAACUACAAGACCCUGAAGAGCGCUGGAGAACUCUCACAGGACCUGAAUGGAAACAGCCAGGCCGCAGCCACACGUCAGAAGAUGGCACAGCUGGAGCAGAUGCUGAGUGCCCUGGACCAGCUCCGCAGGCAAAUCGUGACGGAGAUGGCCGGACUGCUGCAGGCGAUGGAUUUUGUGCAGAAGAACCUGACGGACGAGGAGCUGGCAGACUGGAAGAGGAGGCAGCAGAUUGCCUGUAUCGGAGGACCACCAAACAUCUGUCUGGACCGGCUGGAGACGUGGAUCACCUCUCUGGCUGAGUCUCAGCUGCAGAUCAGACAGCAGAUUAAGAAGUUGGAGGAGCUGCAGCAGAAGGUCUCAUACAAAGGAGACCCCAUAGUCCAGCACCGCCCUGCUCUGGAGGAGAAGAUCGUAGACCUGUUCCGCAGCCUCAUGAAAAGUGCUUUUGUAGUUGAGAGGCAGCCGUGCAUGCCGAUGCACCCAGACAGGCCUCUGGUCAUUAAGACAGGAGUGCAGUUCACCAACAAAGUUCGGUUACUCGUAAAGUUCCCAGAACUGAACUACCAGCUGAAAAUUAAAGUGUGCAUUGACAAGGAAUCCAGCGAUGUGGCAGCCAUUCGAGGGUCACGUAAGUUCAACAUCCUUGGCACCAACACCAAGGUGAUGAACAUGGAGGAGUCCAACAAUGGCAGCCUGUCCGCAGAGUUCAAACAUUUGACUUUGCGAGAACAGAGAUGUGGUAAUGGUGGCCGGACCAACACUGAUGCGUCCUUGAUAGUGACUGAGGAACUUCACCUCAUCACCUUUGAGACAGAGGUCUAUCACCAGGGCCUGAAGAUCGACCUUGAGACACACUCUCUGCCUGUUGUUGUCAUUUCUAACAUCUGUCAGAUGCCAAAUGCGUGGGCAUCCAUUCUAUGGUACAACAUGCUGACCAACCACCCCAAGAAUGUGAACUUCUUCACCAAGCCUCCUGUGGGCACCUGGGACCAGGUCGCUGAGGUGCUGAGCUGGCAGUUUUCCUCUACAACCAAGAGAGGCCUGACCAUAGAACAACUCACCACACUGGCUGAGAAAUUGCUGGGUCCCUGUGUUAACUACUCCGGUUGCCAGAUCACCUGGGCCAAGUUUUGCAAAGAGAACAUGGCAGGGAAGGGUUUCUCAUUCUGGGUGUGGUUGGAUAACAUCAUUGAUCUGGUGAAGAAGUACAUUCUGGCUCUGUGGAAUGAGGGGUAUAUCAUGGGUUUCAUCAGUAAGGAGAGAGAGAGGGCCAUCCUGAGCCCAAAGCCUCCUGGGACAUUUCUGCUGCGUUUCAGUGAGAGCAGUAAAGAGGGAGGAAUCACUUUUACCUGGGUGGAGAAAGACAUCAAUGGUAAGACCCAGAUCCAGUCUGUAGAGCCCUACACUAAGCAGCAGUUGAACAGUAUGUCCUUUGCUGAGAUCAUCAUGGGCUACAAGAUCAUGGAUGCCACCAACAUCCUGGUCUCCCCACUGGUCUACCUUUUCCCCGACAUUCCGAAGGAGGACGCUUUUGGGAAGUACUGCCGCCCCGAGGCCCAGCCCGACGCCGACUUCCCAGAACCGGGAUGUGCCAUUCAGCCAUAUCUGAAGACCAAGUUCAUCUGUGUUACUCCGUGUCCCUCUGUCUUCAUGGACUUCCCGGAGAGUGAACUGCUGGGGAACGGCUUCCCUGGAACGAAUUCAGGUAACACCAGUGACCUGUUCCCUAUGUCUCCCCGCACUCUCGAGUCUCUGAUACAAAAUGAAACACAUGAGGCGAACCCUGGACCUCUGGGUAACACACACACACACACACAAUCUCUCACUCUGGAUAUGGAGCUGAGCUCAGAUGUGGCGUCUCCCAUGUGAAGCUGCCCCACCUACAGCUUUCACUUCUGGAACGUUCUGUCUCCUGGAGACGUAGUUGUUUUUUUCCUUGCUGUAUAUAUUGCACUUUAAAGGUGCUGUUCCAUCUCCGUAGAUGCUGUUUGCCAUAACUGAUCAUGUGCUAGUUAAUGUUACUCUCCUUCCUCAUGUAAGAAUCAGUUCUUUGCUAACAUUUACAAAAUCUGUUGGGUUGCAUUCAUGUGACUGUCCACUAACAUGUUUUGAAGAUUGACUGUAUCAAUUAGCUUGUAAUAUUUGUUUCCAGUUUGGUUGUCAUGUAACCACUGGCAGAAACGUUUGUGAUGAGAGCCGGUUGAGUUGUAAUGACUGUAAACUUAAGUGUGUUGAUCUGGGGAUUUUCCUGGUGUGAGUUUGUUUGAUGAUGGUCACUGAGACUGACAGUCCAGAUUGUGAGGUCAGCUGACCCUCUUAAAAACUCCUGUAACCUACCAGACUAAAAUUAUUAUAGUAUAUAAUGACACUUCUUUUUUAUGGUUAUUCUUUUAUCCUUUUAUGCACUUGUUUUGUGGACUAUAAAUGGUUUUAAAAAUGGA